Molecule: messenger RNA, 1309 nt
Organism: Apis florea (little honeybee)
Lineage: Eukaryota; Metazoa; Arthropoda; Insecta; Hymenoptera; Apidae
Biological process (GO): detection of chemical stimulus involved in sensory perception of smell; sensory perception of smell
Cellular component (GO): plasma membrane
Molecular function (GO): olfactory receptor activity; odorant binding
Source: RefSeq, a predicted model, not a curated record
UCUGAUCAUGGACGCGGGAACAGUUGAAAAAAAUUUUUUGAAAGUCAAUAAAAUAUUCGGAUUAAUAAUCGGUGUAUGGCCGUACCAGAAUUAUCGGUUGAAAAUGGCGGAACGAUUCAUAAGUAUCACGGUGAUGAUGAGUAGUUUCGUAACACAGGUUGCACAUAUUGUAUUGAAUCCUACUAUAGAGAAAGUAGCAAUGAACUUGCCUUAUUCUAUAGCAUCGUUUGGAACAUUUGUAAAAAUGGGUAAUUACUUUUUGGAUGAAACUAAGUUGAUAACAAUAUUGAAUCACAUAUUCGAAGAUUGGGCGGCGAUAAAAACCAAAGAAGAAUACGAGAUUAUGUACAAAUACUCACGAAGAGGAUUGUUCAUCACGAUAAGUUAUUUUCUGCACAUUGGUGUUACUGAAAUAUUUAUGCUUAUGUGGCCCAUGGUACCGCCCAUUCUGGACAUCAUCAUGCCAUUAAACGUGUCACGGAAACGUAUACUCUUGUACCCGGCUUAUUUCUGGUUGGAUGACGAAAAAUACUACGUGCUUUUACUAGGACACAUGAUAAUCGCCAUACUCAUGACCUGCUUUAUAUUUUGCGCCUGUGAUACGAACUAUGUAUAUGCUGUACAGCAUGCAUGCGGUUUGCUGGCAAUCGCGAAAUAUCGGUUUAAAAAUGUAUGCAAAGAUUUGAACGACAAAGAAAAUCAUGCGAUGCCAUUAGAGAAAAUCAAGUAUAAAAGUAUAUGCGAAUCGAUCAAGGCGCAUCAACACACUUUGAAAUAUCUGAAGCUAAUCGAAAAUAGUUACCAUACGUAUUUAUUCAUUUCUUUGGGGUUGCUGAUAAUGGCUAUUAGCGUGUCGUUAUUAGAGGUGGCAAAUGGUUCGAGAAAAUUAGUGCAAGCCACAUAUUUGUUCGCUCAAUUAUUCCACACAUUCAUUCUCACUGUGCAAGGGCAGUUCGUGAUAAACGAAUUACAAGAUGUUUACGAGUCUAUAUACGAAUCGCCAUGGUACACUUUUUCACCUAGAAUUCGAUCGUUAUAUGUAUUGUCGUUGAGAAGUUGCCUAAAUUUUCCCACGUUAACAGCCGGUGGUCUGAUCGUACUGAAUUUGCAAUCUUUCGCAGAGAUAAUCAAAGCAGCUGUUUCCUAUUAUACAGUAAUGCAAACGACCUAAUAACGAUGUAUACGUACGUAUAUAACGAUUGGAAUAUUAUAUACAGGAUGUUAAUAUGUUUGUAGAAUUUUAUUAUUUUAUUAUUUUAUUAUUUAAUAAAUAAGCCUUAAUUAAAUCGUGUGUAUUGAUUCUAUCAAU